AUGUACAUUCGGACCGACAAAUACCAGUACCAUGCCCUGGUUUCUGACGAUAAUCGAGUAACGGGUCUUUGUUACAACGACAAGGGAAUCCUGUCUUCAGAGCAGAUGAGAAUCGGCGUAACGCAGGAAAAAGUGCAGCUGCAAUUCGCAACUCAACAGCCUUUCCACACGACACACACACCCCCAAUUUCACCAAUUCCACAAUGGUUCCAGUGUUCGGCAACAAUGACUGAAGUCAACCGCAUACGACUGUACACAGACAAUAAGAAGCCGCAGAAGCCUACAGUUGGAAUGCUGCUGAUAUAUGAAACCCGCGAAGAACUACUGGGGCAGUUUGGCUAUGACCACGAUAUUGAGGAUUAUGAGUUGACUGGACCGGUAUACUAUUUUUCAGGCAACACGCAAACAGGACCCUGUACAAAAGUCGUGUGCAAUAGGGAAAUGGGAGAAGGCUGGAUCAAGCUUCCACAAAAUGCAGAACUCGUAUGGUGGUUUAGAUUUGACUGUUCAGUACUGGAGAUUAUUGAAGAAUAG
Messenger RNA from Exserohilum turcica Et28A, 534 nucleotides. RefSeq lists its product as uncharacterized. The transcript has 2 exons. Lineage: Eukaryota; Fungi; Ascomycota; Dothideomycetes; Pleosporales; Pleosporaceae. The record is from RefSeq and is a predicted model, not a curated record. Bases 1 to 534 code for a protein of 177 amino acids.